Messenger RNA from Eptesicus fuscus (big brown bat), 2534 nucleotides. RefSeq names its product yippee like 1 (gene YPEL1). The coding region runs from base 353 to 712 and encodes 119 amino acids. The record is from RefSeq and is a predicted model, not a curated record. The transcript has 5 exons. Lineage: Eukaryota; Metazoa; Chordata; Mammalia; Chiroptera; Vespertilionidae.
CUCCAAAACAAAGGGCUGGCGGCCCGCGGGGCGGCGGCGGCGGGAGGAUGCCUCGCGCCCUGCGGAGGUGCCAACGGCCGCGGCGCGCCCCGGGUCGCGCCGGGGCCGCGUGAGAACCGAGCCCGCGCUGACCGAGGCCCGGGCCGGAUGGGCGCUGCGGGCUGGGGCGCGGACCGCCGAGCGGCCGUUGCGGCGUUUUUCUCUGGUCCCGGCUGUGUGGACAGUGCCACACGCCUCCUGACCCACCACGGCUCUGGCGUGCGUGUUCCAGUGCUGCUUCUGUGAGAGAGCCCCGCAGAGCCGCCGCGCCUUCGGCGCCAGCCCCGCGCUGAGCGAGGAGAGCCCCGCAGACAUGGUGAAGAUGACCAAGUCCAAAACUUUCCAAGCCUACCUGCCCAGCUGCCACCGGACGUACAGCUGUGUCCACUGCAGAGCCCACCUGGCCAACCACGACGAGCUCAUCUCCAAGUCCUUUCAGGGAAGCCAGGGGCGCGCCUACCUCUUCAAUUCUGUGGUGAACGUGGGCUGCGGCCCUGCCGAGGAGAGGGUCCUUCUCACCGGCCUGCACGCUGUGGCAGACAUCUACUGUGAGAACUGCAAAACCACGCUCGGGUGGAAAUAUGAACACGCCUUCGAGAGCAGUCAGAAGUAUAAGGAAGGGAAAUUUAUCAUUGAGCUUGCCCACAUGAUCAAAGACAAUGGCUGGGAGUAAAGCGAAGACUUCCUGUUCUCUUCCGAAUCCUGUUUUGCGAGAGACUUGAAUGGAAUGGAAACAUAGGAGCGUCCUGGAUGACUAUUUCUUGAACUUGAACCUUGCAAGCCUGCCUCUUCCGGCCGCUCCCGUGGGUAAGGCUCCAUUUGGUCUAUGUCCUCUUCAUGUAUGUGGUCGUUUCAGAAAUGUUCCAAUGACCUUUUUCUCGUGUCAAGUUCCAGAGAAAGAAUUAACCAACCGAUGGCUGAUCUGUCUAGUUAAUACCUUCUUUAACUCUGACUUUAAGACCAAGUUUGGCUGCUCUUUCACAUUUGACAGAAACAAGCCGAAUCUACAGACCACAGGGACAGGGUCUCUUUGGAGAGCAGGUUCACCCUGUUGUUGAGAAGGACAGUGUUACAGCCCACUUCUUUCUAAUUUGCAAAAUUACAAAUUGGUUAUUUCUCUUGCAAAUGAGCUGUUCAGUCGCAGUGCUCAUUUCAGAACAUUCCAGAAGCAGUCAAAUCUAUACACCGAGGGUGUUUUUUUAGCCUUGCUCAAAACCAGAAGACACCAUGGGUAACAUUUUACGUAAGCUAGAAAUAGAGAAAUGUGUUUAAUGGAACAUCCUGUUUGUUUAAGCCAAUAGCCUCCUUAUCUAGGAAGCAAGUGAACCAGUUGUUAGCAGAGACUGACCCAGGGCCUGCGGGCAGCUGUGCCAGGGCCAAGUCCCGGACCCAGGCUCCGGAGGUGGGGCCGACGUGAGGCAGGCACUGAGCGCUGGUCCAUGGAGUACCAGUUUAACACACUGGACCGAGUAAAUCGGACUUCCUUUUCUACUCUGAUGUACUUGAAGAAAAAUAAUUAUUUUUGCAUAUGAAAGAGGCCCGAACUAACAGGAUAAACUUUCAAACUUGAGAUUUGGUAGACUGUUUUUAAUGUUUUCAAAAAAGGUUAAAGUUGCAAGACAGGUUUAAACUUUGUAAAUGAGAUGUUUGGUUUGCUCAGCGGGUCACCCUGCCUUGCCUGGCUCUGUCCCAUGGGCUGUCACAGAAGGGCCUGGGCAGUGUCCUAGGUCCUGAGGAGCCGCCACUGGUUUUAAGUUUUGACCCACCCAUGCUUCUGCAAGGAGUGGGCACUGCACAGGUUUUGGCCAGUUUGUAAAGAAUUUGGGUCAAAAAUGUUCCCAAAUAAGUUUUCUGUUUCCAUGUUCAAACCCGACUGCAGCCUGCGGGCCGCCUGCUGCUCAGGGGUGCGGGCGGCCUGUGUGGCACCGUGGCUGAGGCUCACCGCAUCCCGGCGCCAAGGGCAGGAAAGGGGCCCGGGGCAGCAGGGAGAGGAGAGCCGUGUGCCCGGGCGCUUCUCGGCCUGUAGGCAUGGUUAGUCCAGUGGCAGCGAGCAUGAGCCCUGCCCCGACGCCAGCCUCCCCUUAGCCCAGAGCCCUGGCCGUGCAGGCACCGGGCUCCCUGCCCGGUUCUGGUUCAGCUGCUCACCUGGAGCUUCCCUUUGGGCGCCAUCUCUGCCUGAGUCUCGAAGCCUUGGAACACGGGGAACGUGGCAGCCGGACAGCAGGGUGGCCGAUGCCCGAGGAGCCUCUGCCGCGUAGCUUCGGCCGAAGGACGGUCCUGGUCCAGCUGUGGAAGCCUCUGCACGCGCAGGUGCUCCAGCUGGCGCUGCUUCUGAGCUGGCGCCCAGAGGUCUCGGCGGCCCAGCACGGCCGUGCACCCAAGGACGGGGUUCGGCUGUGCAGCCUCAGGCCUCCCGCGAGCAGUGGCACGUGAAACGGCAAACACCUGCAGCUGGUCCUUAGGGGACCCAUGGAGGGACCGAGGGAGCCUUCCGA